CUGUCCUUGUAGCCUCCAUGCCCCUGCUUUUCAGUUGUUUCUCCGCUGAAUUUAUCCAUAUAUCUCCUGAAUUCUUGAAAGAUUUUAUGGAUUAAUUACACACCUUUUCCAAUAAUUCAUAUAACAAAGCCUUAAUUCCAACAAUUGUUGCUCUGAAUUUCACUUCAUUCCAGAAUUGAUAUGAGCUAAUGUGAUUCAGGGAUGCAAGCCAACUCCCAUGGAGAUUGGAGGAACUUCAGCCAACAUUAUGCCGAGUUCUUCCCGGAAUCCUAGCCCGCCGUCGUCCUACUUUGCCAGUCCGGUGCCGUCGUACCAGCCGAGUCCGCUGUCCUCCUCCUGCCCAAGUCCGACUCAUCACGGCGGCGACGGGAAGAUGCCACCGCAUCCAUUUGCGUUUCUGCGCAGUGCUACUCCCUCUUCACUGCCUGCUCUGAGGAUAUCAAGCGCCCCGGUAACCCCGCCGAUUUCCUCCCCAUCACUUGUUUACAGACCUACAUUAACUUACCCAAAUCCUAAUCCUAUUCAACGAUCUGAUCUGCAUAAGCAUGGCAACACAGAGGAAUUGACCCUCACCCUGCACCCCCAGGCCACCAUUACCAGCGAAGACGAAGACGGUUCUGGCGACGGUCUUAUCACCAGCUUGCGAAGCGCAGUUUUGACGACGAAGAUUACGAUGAGUGCCAUCUUGGCGAAUAUUAGAGGAAAGAGCAUAUGCUUUGCAACUGCAAUUAUUGAACGGCUGAGAUUUGAGGAUAGCAGGAACGGGGUCGCGACUGUGGAUUGAAGGAGU
Messenger RNA from Ipomoea triloba (trilobed morning glory), 790 nucleotides. Its product is annotated as mucin-2-like. The transcript has a single exon. Bases 218 to 784 code for a protein of 188 amino acids. The record is from RefSeq and is a predicted model, not a curated record. NCBI's taxonomy places the organism in Eukaryota, Viridiplantae, Streptophyta, Magnoliopsida, Solanales, Convolvulaceae.